This is a messenger RNA of Papaver somniferum (opium poppy), 1526 nucleotides long. RefSeq names its product protein ALTERED XYLOGLUCAN 4-like. The record is from RefSeq and is a predicted model, not a curated record. Gene Ontology annotation, molecular function: O-acetyltransferase activity. Lineage: Eukaryota; Viridiplantae; Streptophyta; Magnoliopsida; Ranunculales; Papaveraceae. The coding region runs from base 150 to 1409 and encodes 419 amino acids. Gene Ontology annotation, cellular component: Golgi apparatus. The transcript has 3 exons.
ACCUCCCCUAAUUCUUAAUUUUCAUAUAUUUUAUCAUGUAAUAAUUCUACUGCUUGAAAACUCAAAAGUCUGUCUCUGCCUUCACGAUUUCAACGUAAUUGGUGUCUGUGUAAUCUUUCUUUCUGUAGCUUUUAACAAUAACAAAUACGAUGAGUAGGUUUGCUACUUUUGAUAAUCUUCCUUACUACACUAACAAGAAAGUUAGAAGCAAUAGUUUGUAUGUAGGAACAUUGUUGUUUGUGUUUUGGAUAAUUGGUGCUACUUCAUUUUUCACUGUUUUCAUUCGCUACUCUCCCAACUCUUCUGAUGAUAUUAACAAGUACAGCGCCACUGCCAACCUGAAGAAGGAGAAUGGAGGUGAGAAAAGGUGUGACUUGUUUAAGGGUCGAUGGAUUCCCGAUCUUAGUUUGUCAAUAUAUACGAAUUUGAGUUGUCCAACGAUACCAGAUUCAAGGAAUUGUCAGAAGUUUGGAAGGAAAGAUGUCGAUUAUAUGAAUUGGAGAUGGAAACCAAAUGAAUGCGAGCUUCCAAGAUUGAAUCCUAAGACAUUCUUAUCGAGCUUUCGUGGUAAGAAGUUGGCGUUUAUUGGCGAUUCCAUUGCUCGAAACCAAAUGGAAUCACUUCUUUGUCUCUUAUCUCAAGGAGAAACUCCAAAAGAUAUCCACAAAGACUCUGAAGAUCGAUUCCGAACAUUUUACUUUCCUUCUCAUAACUUCACUCUCAUGGUCUGCUGGACAAAAUUCCUGGCUUUUGCAGAAGAGAAAAAAAUUAAUGGUUCAACUAGGGAUGGUGUAUUUAAUAUACACCUCGACAGGAUCGACAAUAACUGGGCGCAGACACUACAUGGUCUAGAUUAUGCUGUCAUUUCUGUUUCUCACUGGUAUUUUCGGAAGAAUUACUUAUACGAAGGUGGUCAACUAAUAGGAUGUAUUUACUGUGAGGAACCAAACGUCCCUGAUUUGGGAAUCCCAUUUGCAAUUGAGAAAGCCUUCGGAUUGGGACUACGAUAUGUAAACGACUGCAAGGAGUGUAAUAAGGGAUUAGUUACCUUGCUACGAACAUAUUCGCCUUCUCAUUUUGAGCAUGGGUCUUGGAACGGUGGAGGAAAAUGUAAUAGAACAAGUCCUUACACUGAAAAACAAGUUAACUUUGCGGGUAACAGCGAAUGGGAACUAAGGAAUAUUCAAGUUAAAGUGCUUGAGAGUAUUAAAAACAAACCAGAAGUUGGGAAAAGAUUUGAGAUUUUGGAUAUAACUAAGGCCAUGAUGAUGCGACCUGAUGGACAUCCCGGGCUCCAUUGGAACAACCUGUAUAUGAAGGGUCACAAUGAUUGUACUCAUUGGUGUUUGCCUGGUCCAAUUGAUGUUUGGAAUGAUUUGUUGAUAUCCGUGCUGCUAAAGUUUUGCUGAUAGUUUGGUUCAUAAAUACCCCAUACACUGGUUUAAACUUGCCGAUGACAAGCAUUCAGAAGCGUAUUUUGUAAUUUCUUGUUUCUCUGAGGUAUUCUCGCUGUAUUAGUUGCACAA